AUGCAGGGCUUGCGGUACAGCGAUGCAGGAAUUUCGGCUGGACAAGUCUUAGACCCGAAUGUUCCAGAAACAUCAACCAAACCUCCUCAUCUCGGAAGGGUAGACUCUCCGAGGCCAGCGCUCGAUGAAGCAGUUGAGAAGUCCAGCCUCUUUGAAAACCCUCCGAACCUUGCAAGAAUCCGGCAGGUGAUGUUCGAAUGUAAGGAUCCGAUUGAGAUCAGCUUGGAGGAGUUCGAAACCUACUGGCCCUUCAUUGAUAAUGUCUGGGUCAAACAAAGAUCCAAUGCUAGCAAAGAAGGACACUGUACAACGGACUAUUACAUGUGCCGCUUGCGACGCCCGACGCAUCGUACAUCAGAAACACGUCCUUUACCCGAAGGCAAACGUCCGCGCAGGAAAAGAGUACGAGAAGGUGGGAUCUGCAACUUCCAAAUCAAAGUUAUCAAAUUUGAAGGAGCAUAUUCUACAGUCACUAUUUCCAGAACGCCUGGAAGCGGCAAUAUACAUUCGCACGAUCUUGAUUACAUUGACAAGGUAAAACGGAAUUCAGGUCUCAUGGAGUUCGCUCGAAGGGAAGCCAUAAAGGGCUACUUGCCAUCGUCCAUUUUCACCAAAUUUCAGGAGGAACCACAAAAGCUUGUCGAGGCAGGGGGGAAGUUCUUCACAGUCACGGAUGUCCGAAACGUCUCGGCCAAGUGGCGAAUACAAAAUCCGGAAGUUCAGCUAGUGCCUCACAUUGGGUACGAGUAUCAGAAGGGACACGGCAUUGUGAAGAUGCAAAGCUUAGAAGACACAGCAAAUGAUGGCCAUACGAAUUCGUCAUUAACAAACUUCAAAUCUCCUCUCCCUCCAGACACCCUGCCAUUCCCUCAGUUUCCAUUGGAAUUUCUGGAGCCUUAUCUGCCAAAACACAAUGAUGAGAAACGGCCCUUUCCACACGUGACCUUGUCAUAUGCAUCCUCCAUGGAUUCGAAGAUAUCGCUUUUACCAGGAAUGCAGACUGUGCUUUCAGGCCCGGAAGCAAAGUUGAUGACGCACUACCUCCGAUCGCGGCAUGACGCUAUAUUAGUUGGAGUAGGGACUGUACUUGCUGACAACCCGGGAUUAAAUUGUAGACUAGAAGGGGCUGGUGGGUUCGGUGGCCUUGGCCGAAUGUGGCAACCCAGGCCCGUUGUCAUUGACCCGACAGGGAGAUGGCCUAUUCAUCCCAGCUGCAGGAUGUUACGGACAGCUGUCGAAGGCAAAGGGAAGGCUCCAUGGAUCGUGGUAUCGCCUGGGGCGCAAAUUCACCCCCAGAAACUGAUGGUUCUGAAGGGGUAUGGGGGUGACUUUCUUCGAAUCGUGGAAUACAACCAGAAUUGGCGACUACGGUGGGAAGGCAUUCUGCGUGCACUCGCAUCUGAGGGCGUCAAGAGUGUGAUGAUUGAAGGCGGUGGGACAGUCUUGAGCGAGCUGCUGAAUCCCGAGUAUACUGAUUUCAUCGACUCGAUUAUCGUGACCGUUGCUCCGACCUACCUUGGUCGCGGGGGGGUAGGGGUGAGUCCGGAUUCCAAACAAGAUGAACAGGGCAAACCAAAUGCUGCGCUGAAUCCUAAAGAUGUUUCAUGGACACCUAUGGGACAGAAUGUUAUUAUGUGCGGAAAGAUCCGAGACUCGUCCACACCUUCUGACACGACAGAAACCGCAGCGACUCAGGUAAUCCCUAGCGAGGGCACCUAG
Molecule: messenger RNA, 1719 nt
Organism: Penicilliopsis zonata CBS 506.65
Lineage: Eukaryota; Fungi; Ascomycota; Eurotiomycetes; Eurotiales; Aspergillaceae
Exons: 1
Coding region: 1-1719 (572 amino acids)
Biological process (GO): riboflavin biosynthetic process
Molecular function (GO): 5-amino-6-(5-phosphoribosylamino)uracil reductase activity
Source: RefSeq, a predicted model, not a curated record